Messenger RNA from Ricinus communis (castor bean), 2838 nucleotides. RefSeq names its product transcription factor TCP2. Gene Ontology annotation, biological process: regulation of secondary shoot formation. Gene Ontology annotation, cellular component: nucleus. Bases 945 to 2438 code for a protein of 497 amino acids. NCBI's taxonomy places the organism in Eukaryota, Viridiplantae, Streptophyta, Magnoliopsida, Malpighiales, Euphorbiaceae. The record is from RefSeq and is a predicted model, not a curated record. The transcript is spliced from 4 exons. Gene Ontology annotation, molecular function: DNA-binding transcription factor activity; sequence-specific DNA binding.
UUCUUCUAAUUCUUCUUCUUCUUCUUCUUCUUGUUUCUGUCUUUCUCUUGUUUUGCUCUAUAAAUCCUUUAAAAAGAUUCAGCCUUUUAAUCUAUUUUUAACCUAGUUUUUUUUUUUUAAUUUCACUUUUCUGUUUCAUUUUCAACCCUAGUGUAAGUGUUUCUCUCCUUUUAUUGAAUUCUUGGUUUUGAAGUACUUUGUGAAUUUAAGGCUUUCUAAUGGUGAGCUAGCUGUUCAUUACCUUCCUUGUUUAAAGGUUCAAAGACUGAUCCGUGAAGCUAUUUAAUCUUCUUCAACAAGAGUAACAGAUCUGUUGUUUUUGGAUACAUAUAAGCAAAGAUCUGUGAACAAUCAUUUGCUGAAAAGAAUUAAAAAAAAAAUAAAAAGAAGCAAGGAAAAGAGAGAAGAGGAAAGGAAAAAAAACAAAAAAGAUAAAAUUUUUUAAGAGCUUGACACCUGUAAACUUACCCAACACAGUUUAAGUGGCUGAGACUGAAGCUGCCAUUGCUGCAGGCUUUGCUUUUGAGAGCUUUCUCUGUAACCUGCAAAAAAGCUUAAACAAGAGAGAAGCUAAGAAGAGGGUCAUUUCUUUUUCUCUCUCCUGACUUGGAGUGUGAUAUUUCGAAUCGUAAAAAAAGGUCUUUUUAUCACUACACAGCCAAAGUACUCUCUGAAUUAUCGUCAUCAAUGCAUAGGACACAGCAACCCCACCUUCUGCACUUCUUCUUCUACUACAACUACUAGCCUUCUUUCUUCAUUUCUCUCUCUCUUUUCAAAAGAACCCACUUAAGCUUUUGGUCUUCUUGUUUUUCUUUCUCUCUCUCCAUUUUAAGUACAAGAAAAGAUAAAGAAGGAAAGAAAGCUAAGGAAAGGAGAGAGGAGAGCAGAAGUUUUUAAAGGUGGAGUUUUUGAGUUCCUGUUUUGACAAAAGGAAUGAAAGUGCUAUGGAGGUGGAGGAGAUUCAGACACAACCACCCUGUAAGUUCCCUAGAGUUGGUAGUAAUGGCAGAAGUGAUACUACCAAAAUAGGCCAAAAAGGAAGUAAUAAUACUGGUACUGACCAUAACCAAUAUCCAGAUGAAGAAGAAGAUGGGGAACUCAUCAAACGGCCUAAUCUUGGCACUGGAGCUGGUGGCGAUGCUGGCAGCGCCAAUAAUAGACUCCGUGAGUGGCACCAUUCUUCCCGUAUAAUUAGGGUUGCUAGAGCAUCUGGUGGUAAAGAUAGGCACAGCAAAGUCUGGACCUCAAAGGGUCUAAGGGACCGGAGAGUACGACUAUCGGUAACCACAGCUAUACAAUUCUACGAUCUCCAAGAUCGUUUGGGCUAUGAUCAGCCAAGUAAAGCAGUUGAAUGGCUGAUUAAAGCAGCUGCAGAUUCAAUAAAUGAGCUCCCUUCUCUCAAUGGUUCUUUUCCUGAUACUCCUAAGCAAUUGAGUGAUGAGAAAAGAACUAGUGAUGGUACUGAACAAGCAUUUGAUUCCGCUGACGUAGAGCUUGAAGAUCCAAACUUUAACCAGAAUCAAAACCAACAUCUUUCUUUGUCUAAAUCUGCUUGUAGUAGCACUUCAGAUACUAGCAAAGGAUCAGGCUUAUCACUCUUGAGAUCUGAUAUUCGUGUUAAUCGUGUUAAGGCUCGCGAGAGAGCUAGGGAAAGAGCUGCAAAAGAGAAGGAGAAAGAGAAUGAGUCGCGCAACGCUGCUCAUCAACAGAAUAUGAACCAACCCAUUUCUCAAAACUCAACAUUUACUGAGCUUUUAACAGGUGGGAUUAGUAGUGUAAGUAAUAGCAACAAUAAUAAUGCUGCUGCUGCUGCUACUAGUCCUUCUGGUUCUGAGGUUAACCUGUUUCAUCACAAGGCAGCAGCAGCAGCCACGGCGAGGCAGUGGCCCUUGAUCCCAAUGGAUUACUUUGGAGGCACAGGGCUAUUAGGGCCUUCCUCGUCAAGAACAGCCCAUCAGUCCUCAGGGUUUCCCGGGCAAAUACAGUUAGGGAAUUCAAUCUCGCAAGCAAUGACAAUGUCAAUCCCACCAUUUAAUUUCUCUGGGGAGAGUCACCACCAGGAGCAGCAGCAGUUGCAGCAUUUUCCUUUUGUUUCCGAUCAUUUGAUCCCAGUGGCCACCACACAGUCAUCGUGUCCCGGUGGGGACUAUAAUCUCAACUUCACCAUUUCGUCAGGCCUUGCUGGUUUCAAUAGGGGGACCCUUCAGUCCAAUUCAUCAUCACACUCUCUUUUAAUGCCUCAUCUUCAGAGGUUUUCAUCUUCUUCUCCCAUAGAUGGUUCAACCAAUGUACCUUUUUUCAUCGGUGCUGCUAAUGCUGCUGCACCAUCUCCACCACCAAUGGAGAAUCAUCACCACUACCAUCAGUUCCCACCCGGGUUGCAUCUCUAUGGCGAUGGCAGCAGGCAUUCUGACCAGAAAGGCAAAGGAAAGAACUGAUCACUGCCUGAAAGAGCUCAUUUUUCUUUCUCCAUCUUCUUCCUGGAAUAUGAAGAUGGAGAAACAGCAGCCAGCCAAGCCCAGCCGUGAGCGAAUGGAAAUGGGUUCCUAGCAUUGGGGUGAUACCCAUAAAAUAUUAAGCUUCUGAGAAUUAUUGGUGUUCAGCUUUUAUCCAUUUUGAAGUCGUUCAGUUCAGCUAUAGCAUUCUCAUGUCAGGAUGCGAUUUAUGUAAUGCGUGCAAAGCGUUGUGUGUUUUUAUUUUUGGGAGAAAUAUGUCAAAACAAUUCGAUUUUGAAGUUGAUUCUUUUUUCCCUUGUCUAUGUUUAUUCUGAUAAUUGUCUAUAUAACCAACCAUUUGUUGAGCCAAGCUCUGCCCUGUCAAAGGAAUCUGCUUCUUGAA